This is a messenger RNA of Effrenium voratum, 4987 nucleotides long. NCBI's taxonomy places the organism in Eukaryota, Dinophyceae, Suessiales, Symbiodiniaceae. The record is from the annotation of a GenBank genome assembly.
CUCAAGACCCUCUUGUGCCGGCGCGAGCGCGCGCGCGUGUGCGCGCUAAGACGCGCCGGACGGGGCUCCGGCGCCAUGAGCGGCAUGCUACGAGGGCUCCGGAAUACCCUGAGCAAGAGCAAGUCGAACACGGGCCUGGCGGCGGGCAGCGGCGCACAGGCGGCCUCUGUGAUCAACUCACAGCCGUCUGCAUCGAACCAGCCAGAGCACCAAAGCGCGGGCGAGAGCGCAUCUCAGCCAAUCCCAAAGGCUGCAUCACCCCCGCCCUCAGCACAAUCACGUCAGGAGUUGGUGCCACUCAAUCCAACCAUGGCGGAUUGGACCUUCGAGGAGCAGUGGAGCUACGUGGAGUCUUUGGGCAUUGUGAAACAGCCUGGGGAGGAGCACAUCAUCCGCUUUCUGGCGGAUGGGCUGAAUGCCUCUCCGAUGCCAGCCCCGUGGACGCUGCACCGAGACGAAGAGAAGCGGAUCUUCUACGGCAACACCUCCACCGGUGAGACGACCUGGGCCCAUCCACUAGAGGACGUGGUCCGGGAGCUGUCCGGGGUGUGCCGUGUUUGCGUGUCCAUGUCCCGUGCCAUGCGGGAACAGGCCUUAGCCGACCUCAGGAUCGGCUGGGAAGCGCAGGCCAAGGAGGAGUUCUCUCAGUGGUACGGUGUCAAAGACCCCAGCAGCGGCAAAGACUACUACUGCCACGCCCAGACAGGGGACACCAUGUGGGAGCACCCUGCGGAAGUGCUGCUCCCCGCGCACUUCCUGAAGCUCAAGAGCGCGGACCGGCUCAUGGACGAGGCCUACCUCCAAGAUUUGGCGGACUUGGGGAACACGCUGAACGCCAGCAUGGGCAGGAGUUGGAACAGCAUGAAGCGCACCUUGGAGUCGAGCUCCACGGGCCUCCCCGGCUCCAUUCCGCUGGAGCCCAGCUCCGAUGCCCACCAGGCCAUCAAGGAAGAGCUGGCCUCGUGCACGGUGGAGCUGCAGAAUGAGCGGGAGAGCUCCAGCAAGUUGAAGGCAGAGUUUGAGGCCUUGAAGCAGCGCUUCGAGAUCGCCCAGAAGACCGCCGACGCCACCGCCAGCCAGCAGUCUGUGCUGCUCGCUGAGCUCAAGCAGCAGGAGCUGAAGCUGCAGGCGGCCGUCUCGGAGUGCGAGGCUUGGAAGAGCCAGGCGACGAUGAAGGAGGGCAGUCAGGGCGAGCUGCAGCAGCAGCAGGUGGCGCUACAGGUGGAGAUGGACGCGGAGCGCGCGAAGGCGGCGGAGGCCUUGGCGGAGGUGGAGGCGCUGAAGGCGAAAGCCGCGGCGCUGAGCGAGAGCUCCGGGGCCACGGAGAAGGCCAAGGCGGAGAUCGAGGCCCAGCUGGCGGCGGAGAAGCGCCGCGCCGACGAGGCCCAGACGGAGCUGCAGCAGCUGGACGCGCGCGCCAAGGAGAAGGAGCAGCACUCGGCCAAGGCUGAGGACGAGAAGAAGCAGAUCCAGGCGCAGCUGGAGGCGGAGCGGCUGCGCAUCCAGAAGGCGGAGGCGGAGAUGGAGACGCUGAAGGGGCAAAGCCACGCGCAGAGUCAGGAGGGCGCCGCUGUGUUGGAGCAGAAGAAGGAGGUGGAGGGGCAGCUGGCGCUGGAGAGGUCCCGCACCCAGCAGCUCCUGGCCGAGAAACAGAACCUCGAGAGCCACGCCGCCAAGAAGUUGGACCCCGAGGAAGCGGAACGCCAGAAGAAGGAGAUCCAGGACCAGUUGGCGCAGCAGCAGCAGCACACCCAGCAGCUGCAGGCGGAGCUGGAGGCCCUCAAGUUCUCCGCCAGCGACGCGCAGAUCCAGGCGGCGGAGGGCGCCGCCGUGCUGGUGCAAAAGAAAGAGAUCGAGGAGCAGCUGGUGGCGGAGCGGCUGCACGUCCAGGCACUCAAGGCAGAGGCGGAAGCCCUGAAGACCCAGGCUGCCAGCAGGCUGCCUCCCGAGGAAGCGGAACGCCAGAAGAAGGAGAUCCAGGACCAGCUAGAGGAGCAGAAGUCACACACCCAGCAGCUGCUGGCAGAGUUGGAGGUGCUGAAAAGCUCCAGCAACGAAGCGCAAGGCCAAGCAGCCGAGGCAGCCGCUUUGUUGGCGCAGAAGAAAGAGGUGGAGGAUCAGCUGGCGGAGGAGAGGACCCGCACCCAGCAGCUCCUGGCCGAGAAACAGGACAUCGAGAGCCAUGCUGCCAGAAAGCUGGAUCCCGAGGAAGCGGAACGACAGAAGAAGGAGAUCCAGGACCAGUUGGAGGCGAAGGAAAAGCACACCCAGCAGCUGCAGGCGGAGCUGGAAGCGCUGAAAGGCUCCAGCAGCGAUGCGCAACUCCAAGCAGCCGAGGCAGCCGCUUUGUUGGCGCAGAAGAAGGAGGUGGAGGAUCAGCUGGCGGAGGAGCGGUCCCGCACCCAGCAGCUCCUGGCCGAGAAACAGGACCUCGAGAGCCACGUUGCCAAGAAGUUGGAUCCCGAGGAAGCGGAACGCCAGAAGAAGGAGAUCCGAGACCAGCUGGAAAGCAAAGAGCAGCACACCCAGCAGCUGCUGGCGGAGUUAGCGGAGGCUCGGGACACCGCGAAAAAGGACCUCGAGGCAGAGCGCGCACAACGCGCGCAGGCGGAGGUGCAGGAGGUGCAGGCGCAGCUGCUGGAGGGGCAGCAGCGCUUGUCGCAGCUGCAGGCGGAAGCCGCGAACGCCCAUGGGGAGGAGAAGGUUCAGCUCCAGGAAGUUGCCAUGAGAGAGUUGGAGAAGGCGCUGGAAUUAGAGUGGAAGGUGCAGGAGGUGCUUGGACAGCCUCCUAGUUGGGAGACCCGCCUGGACGCCGAGCAGAAGCGCGCAGAGCAGGCGCUCCAGGAGUUCAACGCCCUGAAGAAGGAGCGCGAUCAAGACGCGGAGGCCCUGAUCGAAGAGGAGCGCCAGCGCGAGGAGCUGCGUGCGGAGCUCGCCAAAGAGAAGACCCGCGCGGAGGAGGCCAUCCAGGAGGCUGCGGCACUGAAGGCACAGGCGCAGCUGGACGCGGCUUGCGCUGUUGAGGAGGAGAAGGCGCGGCAGAAGUUGCAGGAGGAGUUGGAGGCUGAGCGGCGCAGGGCGGAGCACAUGGCUCACGAGUGCGAGGUGCUGCGGCAGGCUGCUCCUGCGAACCUCCAAACCGCGGUGGAGGAGGAGAGGCAGAGGUACGAGCUCCAGCAGCAGUUGACCACAGAGCGUAAGCGGGGAGAGGAAGCGAUGGCGGAGAUCGCGGUGCUGAAGCAGCAGGCGGAGCUGCAGCAGACAGCAGAGGAGGAGGCGCAGAAGGCCCUGAAGUCGCAGCUGGAGGCGGAGCGUCAGCUGGCAGCUGAGGCGCAGGCGGAGUGCGCGGCCCUGAAGAAGCAGCAAUCGGACGCGGAGGCUUUGGCGCAGGAGCGGGCAUCCAAAGAGGAGGCAGCAGGAGCCAAGGAGAAGUCGCUGCAAGACGAGGUGCAGCAGCUGAAGGAAGCCGCGAACAGUCACUCCGCCAAGGUGGAAGAUGUGGAGCGACAGCGAAAGCUCUUAGAGGAGCAGCUGGUUGCGGAGAGCAAACUCGUCGAGCAGAUGCGAGCUGAGCGCGACUCCCUGGCGACCUCGCAAAGCAAGCCGCCGCCGGAAGCCGCGGGCGCGCGGAGGGAGAGCCUAGCAAAGGAGCUCCAGGAGGAGCUGAAGAUGCUCCAGGCCGCCGCGUCCAGGGCCCAAGAGGCCGAAACCGCGCUGCACGCGAAGCUGGAGAGCGUCCAGACGGAGCUCAGCGCGGAGAAGAGCAAGGCGUCCCAGGCCACCUCCAGGCUGGUGGCCGUGCAGGAUGUGAAGGAGGCGAUGGUGCAGGAGUUGAUCUCUGCCAACCUCGAGAAGCGGAGCCUGCGGGAAUCUCUGGAGAAGCAGCUGGCGGAGCAGAAGCGGCGCGCCAGCAACUUCGAGGCUCAGCUCAGGGCGCUCUCCGAGAGCGGGGAGGGCGGCAGUCUGGAGCUGGAGCGCUUGAAGAACGACCAGCUGCAGAAGGAGAUGGAGACCUUGGAGCAGAGCACGGUGCGGCUGCAGGAGCAGCUCGCCAAGGCCCACGUGGCGGCCAACCAGCUCGAGGCCAAGUUCAACCAGGAGCGUUUGCAGCUCGAGACGGCCAAAGAAGAUCGCCGCGAGGUGCAGCGCCCGGCGCCCAGCGCGGAGACGGCCGAGACGGCGGACCUGCGCCUGCAGCAGCACAUCGCCUCCGCACGCCAGGUCGAGGAGCAGCUCUCCACCCGCGCGGUGGAGCUGAAGACGUUGAUGGAGGAGGAGCGUCAGAAGCUCGAGCAGCUCAUGGCCAGUUUCUCGGAGCCGGAGCGAAAGCCUCGCCCGGAGCUGGAGCGCCAGCUGCAGGAGCUCAACGAGCAGAUGGCGGACAUGCGAAGCACGCUGAAGGGCCUCGAGUCUCGUCCACCCAGCCGGGCAGGCAUCAACGAAGCCCUGAGUCAGGUGGCAGCGGCCAACUUGCAGAUCCAGGCCGCGGUGGUGCAGGAGAAGGACGUGCUGAAACCCAAGGUGCUGGAGCCGAGCUGCCAAAAGUCGGAGGGUCCUCAGAAGAAGCUGCCCAAAGGUCCGCGGGUCCGGGAGUAUCAGGGCAAGCUGUGGGCAGCCACAGAUGAUGCCAUCCAGACAGGGCACAAGGUGAGGCACAUGAAGAUCGAGAGCGCCCUCGUGCAUUACCAGACCAAGCUCUGCAAGGACAUGAUGCAGGAGAUGGAUUCCAGCCGGAUCGUGCAAACCGUGAAUCUGGCCAAGUCCAAGUCGGAGUUGAAAGCCCUCAACGGCUCGCUGCGCGAGCAGCUGGAGCAAGCCAAAGCCGAGCUAGCGCUAUUAGAGGCACGGCGAGGAUGAUUUCAACGGCCCAUCUGUGAGGAACGGGCUGUUUUUUUCACUGGGAGAAGCGGUCAAAGACUAGCUUGUCUCCAUAGGUUUCACUUGGUUGCCGGCGAAUGCUUGUCAGACCGACAUUUCCAAAUUGGGC